CUGCUUCACGCUGUCUUGCAGGACCCGCUCACUGGCACGAGCACUUCCCCAUCGCCAAUGGCGAGCGCCAGUCCCCCAUUGACAUUAGCAGCAAGUCUGCCAAGUACGACUCCUCUCUGAAGCCUCUCAGCUUCAGUUAUGAUGCCGGCACGGCUAGAAACAUCGUCAACAACGGGCACUCCUUCAACGUGGAGUUUGAUGAUUCCUCCGACAAGUCAGUGCUGCAAGGAGGAGCGCUGGAUGGGGUCUACAGGCUGGCACAGUUCCACAUUCACUGGGGAUCCUGUGAGGGCCAAGGGUCUGAGCACACUGUGGAUGGUGUGAAGUAUGAUGCAGAGCUCCAUAUCGUUCACUGGAACGUAAAAUAUGGGAAAUUUGCUGAAGCUGUGAAGCAUCCUGAUGGUUUGGCUGUGGUAGGCGUCUUAAUGAAGGUCGGAAAUGCCAGGCCUGAAAUACAGAAGGUUGUGGAUGCUCUGAACUCUGUUCAGACCAAGGGGAAGCAAGCUUCCUUCACAAACUUUGACCCCACUGGAUUGCUUCCUGCAUGUAGAGACUAUUGGACGUACCCCGGCUCACUGACCACUCCUCCACUUCUUGAAUGUGUCAUCUGGCAUGUUCUGAAGGAGCCCAUCACUGUCAGCCCCGAGCAGGUNNGCAAACUCCGUGGCCUUUGCUUCAGUGCGGAGAACGAGCCUGUGUGCCAUAUGGUGGACAACUGGCGCCCGUGUCAGCCUUUGAAGAGCAGAGAAGUCAGAGCUUCCUUCCAGUAACCUCAGCGCUGAGUGCAUUAGAAAUUGCUGUGUUUGUGAGGAGCCCCUUUUGCUAAGCACAAAUCAAACCUUUGCCAUGUGUGCCCUGGCAACAUCUUGUCUCCCAGAUCCAUUCUUUCUUUCGCUCAGCAUCUAAAAUGCCAGCUAAUGAAAUGUGAAAGGCUCUCGGCCAAAUAGGAAAGGAUUCUUAAGGUGUGGGGUUGGGGGGGAAGCAUAGGGUGGGGGGAGGUGGUGGCUGUGUGCUUUUUGGUGACUAUUACUGCGACUGACACUUCGGUAUAACAGUAUGUUGGGAGAGGAUAUGGUGGUAGCGAAAUAAGCCAUUUUAAGAAACCUCAUCCACUGGUGUGAUAGUACACAACUAAUGAUAACUUGAAGCUUUGUGAAAAGCACAGGAAUACAGAAUCUAGGUAUGAUUUAGGAAAAAAAGUAUUUUGAGAAAGUAAAGCAAAAUGAAUAUUGAGAAUUAGACUUUUUAGAUUUUAGAAACUGACAUGUAAAUAUUUUUGAGACCAUUUUACAUUUUUACCCAUGCUAUCAACAACCUUGAUUAUGUCUUAAUGGUAGUGUUGGAUUUUUUUAAUUAAAAAUGUCCUAAAUUAAGUAUUAUCUUUACAAGUUGUUAUUACCAUAGAAAUAAUACAAAGUAUCUUUUCAUUGAAAUAAUAUAUGCUCUAAUUUAAAGAGGAAAAUAAUAUUGUAUUUUAGAUAACUUCUCUAAUAAAUCUAUACUU
Tauraco erythrolophus (red-crested turaco) is the source of this 1504-nucleotide messenger RNA. The record is from RefSeq and is a predicted model, not a curated record. NCBI's taxonomy places the organism in Eukaryota, Metazoa, Chordata, Aves, Musophagiformes, Musophagidae.